Molecule: messenger RNA, 1417 nt
Organism: Puntigrus tetrazona (Sumatra barb)
Lineage: Eukaryota; Metazoa; Chordata; Actinopteri; Cypriniformes; Cyprinidae
Gene: hprt1l
Product: hypoxanthine phosphoribosyltransferase 1, like
Exons: 9
Coding region: 275-922 (215 amino acids)
Biological process (GO): hypoxanthine metabolic process; GMP salvage; guanine salvage
Molecular function (GO): magnesium ion binding; hypoxanthine phosphoribosyltransferase activity
Source: RefSeq, a predicted model, not a curated record
CAUCGCCCGUCACGAGCGCAUCAAACAAGCCGGUUAAGAGCCGGCACAGAAGCGCGCCGACUAGUUCUCUCCCGUUAAAGCACAGGUUGUCGAGGGUCAAUCAGAUUAUUGGGUAAAAUGGAUUGUGACGUCAGGGUUUAGGAAGCGUCGCGUUGACUUCACGCAAAGCAGACGAGCGCUUUCCCCGGACGCGAAAGGACCGAGCCGCUCUCCUCCCGCAGACAGGCGCCAGCAUGAGUCCACCGACACCGACCUGAAGGACGAACACAGCAGAAUGGCCGCGUAUCUGGAGAUAGCCGAUGACAGCAAAGGGCACGAACUGAGUCUUUUCUGUGUGCCGAAACACUACGAGGAGGAUUUGGACAGUGUCAUAAUACCCAAUGGCCUCAUUAAGGACAGGACCGAAAGGUUGGCCCGAGAUAUUGUUCGGGACAUGGGAGGGCAUCACAUCGUGGCCCUCUGCGUUCUGAAAGGAGGGUACAAGUUCUUCGCGGACCUGAUGGAUUACAUCAAGACGUUGAAUCAAAACAGCGAUAAGUCUGUGCCGCUGACUGUAGAUUUCAUUAGGCUAAAGAGCUACUCGAACGAUCAGUCUACAAACUGUGUGAAGGUUAUCGGUGGGGAUGAGUUAUCUGCCCUUACUGGCAAAAAUGUGCUCAUAGUAGAGGAUAUUGUAGAGACAGGAAAAACGAUGGAAACGCUGCUCAAGCUAUUAAACGAAUGUCAGCCUAAAAUGGUGAAAGUUGUCAGUUUACUUGUGAAAAGGACUCCCAGGAGCUCAGGAUACCGUCCAGACUAUAUUGGAUUUGAAGUUCCUGACAAGUUCUUAGUGGGAUAUGCUUUAGACUACAACGAAUAUUUCAGGGAUUUGAGUCAUAUCUGUAUUUUAAGUGACAGAGCGAAAGAGAAAUAUAAAGUAUGAUGUGACGCCCAGGUGCUGGACGCAUGAAGACAAAGAUCACUGUGAACUUUUUUUGCUUUGUUUUAUUGUCAAAUUAUUUUUCUACAUGCCGUCUGAAACGAAUAACGAACUCCAUAAAACAUGGAUUCCCAAAGAUCGCACUUAGUGUUGCAGCGAAGAAUGAAUAAGAGCGAAAAUGUCUUGUGUUAUAAUUAGUCGUCUAAUUUUAAUUAUCAUUACUGGCGAAGAUUAUGGGCAGAGUUGCCACUUUUUUUUUUUAUUUUGAACCGAUGCCUUGGAUUAAUUGGUUUUAUGUUGAUUUUAUGUCCAUUCGGCUAAAUCAAGUUUGGUUUAAGAGCUUGCGAAGUUAAUCACUGUUAGCUAGUUAUUCUUAUUUGUUAUAUAUAUCCUCUAGACACUGACUCCAGAUUAUAUCCACGCACCAAAUGUCAUGACGUCUUUGGUACUGAAAUGGAGGUUUUUGAUCACCACAAUAAAAUCACAUUGACAAUGUUA